Molecule: messenger RNA, 472 nt
Organism: Culex quinquefasciatus (southern house mosquito)
Lineage: Eukaryota; Metazoa; Arthropoda; Insecta; Diptera; Culicidae
Exons: 2
Coding region: 100-408 (102 amino acids)
Source: RefSeq, a predicted model, not a curated record
UCUGCUCCAGCUGCGGCCAUCUUAUAUUUUCGCGUCCCAUCAGACUUAAAUAAAAUUUCCAGCGAUUUUACGUGUUUUCUGUGCUGACACGAUCUGAAAAUGAAGAUUAAGGAAGCUGGACCUUCUCGACUAGCGGACCGGCUGGCCGCCGCGGCCGCAGAUGCCAAUUGCAUCUGCCGCAGGCCGGAAACGAACGUCGUUUGUGGAAAUUGUUCCGCCAAGUUCUUUGGCCGGGUGCAACGGACCUGCCCGAGCCACACUCACGUGAUAUAUCUGCUGGAUUACGGAUACUGUCCGAAAUGUAAAGCGCCUUGGCGUUCGCUGGAGGAGCUGACGGCGGCCGAAAUGUUCAAACUGGAUUUGGCAAAAUUAAGAACUGCCAACAACAAUCCGGUCAUUCGAUCGUAAUUUCUAUCUACUUUUGAAGAUCCUAUUUUUCUUUCUUGAAUAAAUUAAUUUGAUUUAAUUUCAA